AAAAGUAGGCUCAACUUUUUGACUUUUAAUCAUAAACAAUUUUGUCAUUUACUAUAUUUUUAACACCACAUAAUGGCGAACAGCAUCGGGGAUUUAUUCAAACAACCCAAUUUUAUCCUGAAAUUCGUCGAAUUCAUAAUUUGUCUCGUCGCUUGGAUUCUUUGGUACGUGGACCCCCCAAUAAAAGCGUUUGAUGAUCAACCAAGUCACGACACCGUCGUAAUCGCAAUCAUCGGCUACACAUGGGUCUCUUUAGCGUUUAUAAUCACCUACAUUUUCGAUGAAACCCAAGAUUUAUUGGAGAUGUUGUUAACAUUCUUUGGAUUUGCGUACCAUUUCGUCUCUUGUAUCUUUAUAUUUAUUUUGCAUUCUAAUUAUAAGGGGUAUAAGACGGAUGCGUCGACUUUUUGGGUUAUAAUGGGUAUUUUUUGUUUGGUUGUUGCGGUGCUUUGUUUAGUUGAUUUUAUCUUAAAAAUUGCUAAUAAGAAAUAGGUUUAUUUAUAAGAUUAUUUAUUAUACAACAAGUACUUUAUAAAAUUUAUUAAUUUAAUAAAUAAUUUUAAUCUAAAAUUCCUUUUUCUCUCAAUAAAUCAUGUAUCCUUUUUGAUAAACUAUCAUAAUAUUUCAUUUUAAUAAUUGCUUUCUUAGCUUGUUCCACAUCGUUUUCCUCAAAACAUUUCGAAAUCAUAAUUGAAACAUUGUUUAACAUCUCCUUAUUUUUAGCCUCGAUUUUCCUCAACUUCUCCUCUCCAUCAGCUUCUUCCAAUUCCUCAUUUAAUUCCAUAACUUCCAUCAAAAACUCUGGAUCAUCACUUUUAUUACUCUCCUCGAUAACCUCAUUCUUCAACCAUAACAUGUGUAAAGCUCGACUUAAUGGUCCUUGUAAUGUAUUAUAACCUUUAUUAAUCAAAGAUGAGUACUCUUCAGAGAUUUUCUUUUCAUCCUCACUCCUAUUAGUGAAUUUAUCCGGAUGUAAAACUGCUUGCAUCUUACGGUAAUGUUGAGUUAAUGAUUUUUGGUCAAUGUCGUACUUAAAA
Molecule: messenger RNA, 1037 nt
Organism: Onthophagus taurus
Lineage: Eukaryota; Metazoa; Arthropoda; Insecta; Coleoptera; Scarabaeidae
Source: RefSeq, a predicted model, not a curated record